AUGAGAUUUUCUUCUUCUUACACAACCGUGCUUCUUACGGUGAUCUUUAGUGAUACUCUAGUUCAAGGCCUCUCAUCUACGGACGAAUAUAGAGAUGCAGAUCUGCAGCAAACAGGAUAUUUGACUAAUCAUAACAUGGAUCCGGGAAUUAUUGACAGCUCAUCAUUUGGCCAGCUGUGGAAAAUCGCUUUCAAUUACCAAGAACAGUUCUAUGCUAAACCUCUAACAUAUACGCCACUUACAGGCGGCCCUCAGUUGCUAUUUCUUGCAUCCAACCAAAACUAUAUCAGAACCCUUAAUGCCGAGACUGGAGUUCUCAUAAAUUCAAGACAAGUUCACACUCCUUUCUUACAAUCUGAUAUAGGAUGUACAGAUAUUCCCAAUUACAUCGGUAUCAUAGGCACACCAACUAUCGACCCCGCCACUGAUAUAGCAUAUUUCUUUUCCAAAACUUAUAUACCAAACUACAGAGUUCCAGGAAAUACUGGAACGGCAAAUGGUGUUUACUACUUUCAUGCAGUCAACAUCAGUACUUUACUUGAUGUAGAUUCUUACCCAAUACUCAUUGACGGCGCAAUUGCAGAUAAUGCCCCUCAAAAACAUUUUACAGGAGGAGUCAUUCUACAACGUCCUUCAUUGACACAAGUUGGAAGUGUGGUAUAUGGCUCCUUUGGGGGUCAUUGUGAUCUGUUCAAUUACACUGGUCUUGUAAUGGGCAUCGACGUUAACAAAGCCAAGAUUAUCACAAAUUGGGCGGUAGAAAGUGGACCACUAGUUCCGCAAACAAAUAUUUUGCUUGAUGGAGGUGGAGGCGGAGAAGGUGGUAUAUGGAUGAGUGGAAUGGGGUUGGCAACUGACGGAGCUAGGAUUUUCCUUGUAUCUGGUAAUGGUGGUGCUCAUCAAAACCAAGGGACACCAGCUUCAGGUUCGAGUGGUUGUCAAACACUAGGAGAAGCAACCAUAAAUCUAGCCUUGGAUAGCACUGGUGUAAUAUCCGUAUCGGAUUACUUCCAACCUUAUGACUAUCAGAACAUGGAUGCUGGUGAUCAAGAUUUUGGUAGCGGAGGCAUUGUUCUACUCGAUCCGACAGUAUUCAAAGGUACAGGUGUAGACAAGAUGGCCGUUACUGCUGGAAAAAAUGGGAAAAUUUAUAUCUUGAAUGCGAACAACCUUGGCGGAUAUAAGCUAGGACCUGGACAAACGGAUAAUAUCUUGCAAACAAUCGUCACGAGUGCUGCAGUAUUUGGUGCAUGCGGCUCUUAUCCCCUUGAGGGCGGUUUCAUCUAUUGUACUCCAGUCGGCUUGGCAACAUCAGUCUAUCAGCUCACAUUCACAUCUAGUGGUCUUCCCCAAUUUUCCAAAGUUGGCCAAACGAAUGAGGUCUCUGCAGGUCGUGUUGGAGUUGGAAUACCAACUGUCACUAGCUUCAAUAAUCAAAUCGGUACAGCAAUUCUGUGGAUGACAGACCCUGAUGCUGGUCUCCGUGCGUGGUAUGCUGUUCCCCAGAAUGGUGUUUUACAAAAAAUCAAGCUACCUCAAAUAGGAGGCGCAAACAAAUUCCAGCGUCCAGCUUUCGGAAAUGGUCGAGUUUAUACAACAGAUUCAAACGGCGUUCUUUACUGUCUCGGAGCACCUGUCAAUCUUCCUCUAAACUGUACUUCUCCAAUUGAUUUUGGCAUCGUUGCGCUUGGAGAUAAGUCUGUCCAGACCGUUAGUUGUACAACCAAUAUUGCGAUUACUUCAAUAAACGGUGCAACUGUUGGAAAUGGGUAUUUCUCCGUUGAUAAUUCAACAUUGCCAACAGGUCCCUUGAAAAAGGGGGCCACAUUUACAUUUCCUGUCACCUGGGACUUAUCAAAUAUUCAAAUUGGAGCAACGCCGAAUACGUCUUUUGGAAGUGUAUCUCCUGGAAUAAAAAGCACACCAUUGACAAUUUUAACGACAAAUGCUGUCCCCGGCUUUGCUACUCUCUAUCCAAUAAGUUUGACUGGUACAGAGGUAUCCUCAAAGCCCUUUCUAGCUAUUGCUCCAACUACAGUGGAUUAUGGCGGAAUUGUCAUUACAAAUGAAAGCGACAUAAAUCCCCAAUCAGCUAUCUUUACGAUAUCAAAUAAAGGCUUGAUGGCCAUGACAAUCAUGGGGUAUGCAUAUACUGCGGAUGACCUAGAUGAUAGUCCGAUAUUCAUCAACAGUACUGUGAUAAAUGGGACAUGGGAUUUGGGGUUUGGUUACUUCAGUGCAGUAGGUCUUCCGGAAAUUGGGAGUCAGAUCGCCCCUAGCUCACAGAUAUCUAUACAAUCUUCCUUUGAACCAACCAACGGAACCGGAUCAUAUAAUUCUUAUUGGCAAGUCUGGUCCGAUGGAGGUACAGUCAACAUCAUCCUUGAGGGUAUUGCCUCAACUGCUCCAAUAACAAAUUUUUCGAUAAGCAAUGGCGAAGGUGGAUGGCUUCCUCAAGCCGACCUUCUUAUGGACUUUGGCAGAGUAGCACCUGGAAGCUCAUCUUCCCAGCAGAUACGAAUUUGUAAUGUUGGAGGCUCCUCAUUGGAGAUCAGUAAGAGCAAACCACCAAAUGGCGUCUUUCACAUUAGUGACCCAACGGAAUUGCACGAAUCACAACAGAUAGCUGUCAAUGAUUGUGCGUAUGGAACCGUUAUUUUCUCAGCAAAUGUGGAACAAUACAAUAAGCCAGACCUUGUAAUCAACAAUACUUGGACUUUGAAUACAGAUGAUGUCAAUUGGGGAGUUCACAUUGUUGAAAUCACUGGGACUGUCAUCUCGAAGAAGGUUGGUCCAGUAAAUUCUACUACUGGUCAAACAAUCUAUAAUUAUCUCGGAUGCUUUCAAGAAUCUAAUAUUGGACCACGUCUAUUACCCAAUCAAGGGUAUACACCUAACAUCACUGCAAACAGCAAUAAUAUGUGCCAAGAAGCAUGUUAUGGACUCGCACAAUACAGCUUUGCUGGUACAGAAUAUACUAGCCAAUGUUGGUGCGGCAAUACUCCACCACCAUUAGCCUCACAGGAUCCUACUAAUGCAUUGUGCAAUUUUGCUUGCCCGGGUGACCCGACCGAUGGAUGUGGGGGAACUGGCUAUGUUUCCGUUUUCUAUAACCCUACAGAAUAUGUGGCUGGAUCUGAUCCAGCAUUGUAUGGACCCAAGACAGUCAAUAGUGUCGGUAAUUACAAUUAUUUGGGAUGUUAUAGUGAAGCCACAACUGGUCGUGCUUUGGGUGGUUUAAGCCCUCAAGCACCAUCUACAGGAUUUACAAUCGAAUUAUGUGCAACUGCUUGCAAAGCAUUUAUAUACUUUGGUAUGGAGUAUGCCAACGAAUGCUAUUGUGGGAAUGUGUUAGGUGUCGGCUCGGUCAAUCAGACUAGUGGUACUCCAAGCAUUAAUGGAUGUUCCAUGCUUUGUAAGGGUAAUACCAAAGAAUAUUGCGGUGGGCCAGGAAAACUUGAUGUGUAUAUGCUGCACACAGUAGCUUCUUCGUCGCCAUCUAUGAUCUCGACUAGUACAACUAUAUCUACCACCAGCUCAAGUGGUGCUUCUUCGACUUCUACGACGCAGAAUAAUACGUCAAAUUCCACAUCGAUUUUGUCGUCCUCAACAUCUCCAACAACGUCUACACCCUCAACAAUAUCAAAAACUUCAACAACUUUGGCAAUUCCUACGCCCACAGGCCCCAUCACGGUAACGAAUGUUACAGGCUAUAACUAUCUAGGAUGCUACAGUGAAGCGACCACAGGUCGUGCCCUCUCUGGUCUACGGCCUGCGCCUCCUAUCGGAGGAUUCACAAUAGAAUCCUGUCAAUCAAGCUGCUCGGCCUUUGGGUAUUUCGGAAUGGAGUAUUCUAAUGAAUGCUAUUGUGGUGUUACCAUAAAUGCCGGCUCAGUUCUUCAAGAAAGCACCAUCCCAAGUCUUAAUGGAUGUAAUAUGUUGUGCGCUGGAGAUUCUGGAGAAUACUGUGGAGGUGGUUCCAGACUCAACAUGUACCAAUUUAAUGACACUAUCUCGGCACCAUCAGGACCAAUCACAGUCAUGAAUUUAACGGGUUGGAGUUAUUUAGGAUGCUAUAAUGAAUCUACAAGGGGUCGUGCUUUGAGUGGUUUAGAAAAUCCAAUUCCGGGAAUGAACAACAGUGUGGAGGCUUGUUCUAUGGCCUGUGAUGGGUGGACUUAUUUUGGUGUUGAGUAUGGAGAUGAAUGCUACUGCGGAUCAAACAUAAAUGCAGGCGCAACACUUCAAUCAGGCUUAUUACCGAGCACAACAGGAUGCAAUAUGGUCUGUGCUGGCAAUGGGACGGAAUUAUGUGGAGGGAGUUUGAGGUUGAAUUUAUAUCAGGUCGGGUGAGGGGUGAAGUUAUGAUGAGAGAGCGUUAGAGGUAUAUUCGUUUAUAGCUUGGCAUCUAGCUGAGCGCUUUUGCUUUUAAUUGAUCUUAAGCUUCCGUUUAUGACGAAAGAUUAAUACCAGAGUGAGGAUAUGAGAGAUGGUGGGAAUGGAAGGAAGUGGAAAGACGGGACAUCUUUUGCUUUUAGAUAGUAUUUUAUCGUUGCGGUGGCUUUAAGUAAAUUUCU
Molecule: messenger RNA, 4577 nt
Organism: Botrytis deweyae
Lineage: Eukaryota; Fungi; Ascomycota; Leotiomycetes; Helotiales; Sclerotiniaceae
Exons: 13
Coding region: 1-4353 (1450 amino acids)
Source: RefSeq, a predicted model, not a curated record